This is a messenger RNA of Galleria mellonella (greater wax moth), 4170 nucleotides long. RefSeq lists its product as uncharacterized. NCBI's taxonomy places the organism in Eukaryota, Metazoa, Arthropoda, Insecta, Lepidoptera, Pyralidae. The record is from RefSeq and is a predicted model, not a curated record. Bases 1 to 4170 code for a protein of 1389 amino acids. The transcript has a single exon.
AUGACGACAAUUCCGACGACGCUGCUUGCUACUGCUGACCAGGGUGAACACGACCGACAGUCCGCCCACGGUAGCCGCCAGCCCUCACCCACGCCAUCCGCCCGUUCGCACUCUAGUACGUCCACAUCGACUGUAGUAAGAAGACAACGACUCCUACAACUACAAUUGCAAGCCGCGGAAGAGCGCGCGUUGAUACAAACCAGACUCAUCGAAGAAAAACUUGCAUUAUCAGCACAAGCACUUGAAGAUGAAGAGAACCUCCUCAUGCUCAAUAGGACACAGUCACGCGAGUCCCUACGUCUGCCUACAACCUCAGGUAUGGUGUAUCAAAAUAAUAUUAGUAUGCCUCACGCUAUCUCGACGGCUAUCAAUACUGAUACACAGACACAGCCUGAAAUGAUGCCUGUACCACCACACAUUCCUACACGCAGACUAGAGAAUGACAACACAAACAUGUCUAAACUCCUAGCCAGGCAAAUAAGCGCAAAGGAGCUGCCCUUGUAUAGCGGUGAGCCUGAUGAGUGGCCGUUGUUCUAUAGGCAGUAUAUAUCGACAACACGGCUGUGUGGUUAUAGCGACGAUGAAAACAUCGAACGACUAGCGCGCUGCCUGAAGGGCCGUGCGCGUGACGCUGUAUCUGCGCUGUUGGUGAGUGCUACAAACCUAAAACUAAUAAUAGACACAUUGAAGUUACGAUUUGGCAGACCUGAAUUAAUCAUAGAAGUCAUGUUGAAUAAAAUAAGGCUCAUGCGUGAAGUCCGUCAUGACGACGUCAAUCAUUUAAUAGAAUAUGCGACUGCAAUUCAAAAUGUUGUAGCUACGAUGAAAAUGACAGAAGAGGUUGGACAUCUGACUAAUCCCACUUUAAUUCGAGAAAUAAUAAGUAAACUGCCGUCACUAUUGAAAUAUCAAUGGAGUAUGUAUAUAUCGAAUAAAAAUGUAAAUAUUGUAACUUUAUGUCAUGUAUCUGAGUGGCUCAUGACCGUAGCUAACGCCGCCACUUAUAUUGCUCCGCUGCCUAUAAGGACUGUAAAUAAUACUGUUGCGAAGCUGCCGACCAAGCCUGACCAUAGACCAUGGAGACCGGUGAUAGCUACAGUUUCAUCAUCAUCACCUACAUGUGUGCUCUGCAACGGUAAUCAUCGACUAAGUGAUUGUGAUGAUUUCAAACGGAUGACGAUAGACGACCGCUGGAAGUUGGUAACUGACAAAAAGUUAUGUUUCUCUUGUCUAUCUGUACGACACCAACUAAAAGCCUGUAAGAGAAAAAUUAAAUGCUCUGUUCCUGAAUGUGUCCGUGCUCAUCACACCUUGCUUCAUGCUGCCCCACGCGACGAGACUGAUGAUAGAGUAAUAUCCGUCAAUCAUGCCGAAACGACAGUGAACAACGACAGUCGAAGCUCGCGUGUAUUACUGAAGGUCGUGCCAGUCGUUGUAUCAGGUACAAAAGGUGACGUCACUACCUUCGCUCUCCUUGAUGAAGGCGCAUCUGUGAGCCUGGUUGAUGCUACUCUGCUCGAGAAGGCUGGCAUUACUGGUCCGACGACAAAUCUACACAUGCGUGGUGUGUCCGGAAUGUCAACCACAGAGACGGACUCAAAAAUAGUGUCAUUUAAUAUUCGCGGUUUGAAUGAAAAAAAUGUGUAUAGUGUAAAUAGUGUUCGUUCUAUAAAUAAUUUGAAUAUUGUAGUAGAUAGUAUUUCAUAUAAAAAUAUUGUAAAUAAAUUUCCUUAUGUGACUGACUAUGUGACAGACUAUGACAUACGACCUAGAAAGAUUGAGUUACUAAUUGGACAAGAUAAUAUUGAGUUAAUUAUUACUAGACAAAUAAUACAAGGACAUAAGAACGGACCUAUAAUAUCUAAGACGGACUUGGGUUAUGUUGUACAUGGGAACAUAGGACUUCGUAGUAUAGCGAAUGACAGAACUAUAUUACAUCUAUGCUCUUGUGACGAAUUACACGACCUCGUUAAGAGAUCUUUUUCCACAGAGUCUUUCGGCGUGAAGCAGACAGGUGACUUUCCUCGUUCUCGAGAGGAUCAGCUGGCGCUGAAGAUUAUGGAACAGACCACGAAACUCUUGCCUCAAGGACGAUGGGAGACCGGCCUACUCUGGAGGUCUGAUGACGUUCAGCUCCCGAAUAGCUACCCACAGGCGAAGAGUAGACUUAUAGGUAUCCAGAGAAAAUUUCGUAGGUAUCCUGAGCUUGCUGUCAAGUAUGAGGAGAAGAUCCAGGAGAAUGUUGAUAAAGGAUACAUCUCAAAAUUAACUCCUGAAGAGGCCUCGAUCCAGACCAAUAAGACAUGGUAUCUUCCUCACUUUGCCGUUUUUAAUCCUAAUAAGCCUAAUAAGUUGCGAAUUGUACUUGACUGUGCAGCUAAGUCUGACGGUAAGUCACUCAAUGACUUCUUAUUGAGUGGACCUGAUUUUUUAACAUCUUUGCCUGCUGUAUUAUUAGGGUUCCGUCUAGGCAAAUAUUGUGUAAUUGGUGACAUCCAAGAGAUGUUUCAUAGAGUACUUAUUAGGGAAGAUGACCGACAUGCCCAACGACUUCUCUGGAAUAAUGACGUUUAUGUCAUGAAUGUCAUGACUUUUGGACCUGUCUGUUCACCAUCAUCAGCUCAAUAUGUAAAAAAUUUGAAUGCUCGUAGAUAUGAGGCGACUCACCCAGAAGCUGUCAAAGCUAUUAUAGACCACCAUUACGUCGACGACUACAUCCACUCUUUUGACGAUGAGGAUGACUUGGUACGCGUAGUGGAUGAUGUAAUACGUAUACAUGCUGCAGGUGGCUUCAAUAUAAGGAAUUUUGUCUCUAGUUCUCAUACACUAUUGGAACACUUACCUUCAGACAAGCUAUCCCCGUGUAUCCUGAAGAUCCUCUCUGACUCCAAGGAUGAUCAGGUAGAACGUGUGCUUGGAGUGCGCUGGAACCAGGAUUCCGAUGAGUUUAUCUUUCUAUUGAAGCUUCCUAAGGUGAGCGAGGACAUUAAGUCAAGGGAGAAGAAACCAACCAAACGUGACAUAUUAAGAUUGACGAUGUCCAUUUUUGAUCCUUUAGGUUUCCUCUUAUAUGUGACAGUGAAGGGGCGAAUUCUCCUGCAAAAUAUCUGGAAAUCCAAAAUCAGCUGGGACGAUGAAAUCGAAUCGACUAGUUUCAAGGAAUGGCAGUUAUGGUUGUUGGAAUUACAAAAGGUCAGCGACUUUAGACUUCUUCGUUGGCUUUUUACUGACAUGUGUGACAAACAAGCUGACUUAGAACUUCACAUUUUUUGCGAUGCAAGCAGUAAGGCUUAUGCGAGCGUUGCAUAUCUACGCGUCAAGAUGUCAGAUGGUAGUUGGCAUGUAGCUUUCGUCUUGGCACGUGCUCACGUCGCACCACUCAAAGUAAUGAGCAUACCUCGUCUCGAGUUACAGGCUGCCUUGCUGGGUGCUAGACUAGCUCACACUUUGAAGCAACACUUUGAUGCAAGCAUAACACUUUGGUCUGACUCUAUGACUGUUCUGAGCUGGCUUCGUUCUGACAGCGGUCGUUUUAAGCCUUUCGUCGCCCAUCGUGUCAGCGAGAUCUCCGAGUUAACCGACGUUAAUCACUGGAGGUGGGUACCGUCAGGCCUAAAUGCAGCAGACGAUGCAACUAGAGAGACAGUUACCGAGGAUAAUACGAGAUGGUUAUAUGGACCACAGUUUCUCCGGGGAUCCAAGGAAUUCUGGCCGUCAGAAGAGACUGAAUUCAUUGUUGAUCCUGACGACGUUGAGGUGAAAACCAUCUUAGUUUUAACUGAAAUGCCCGUUAAUCUGCCUGACGUCAGCCGAUUCUCAAAGUUUUGGAGGCUAAUAAGAAGUACCGCGUGGUUCUACCGCGCUGUAUGUAACUGGAUUCACAAAGAUAACAGAAAACGAGGUGAAUUGACAGCGGACGAAGUUAAAGAAGCAGAGAAGGCGCUUAUUAAGGAUAGUCAAAGAAGAAUAUUUUCUGACGAUAUUAAAAAUAUUAAAAAAUGUGGACAAGUGGACAAAGAGAGUUUUCUAUGCCAAUUAACGCCAUUUCUGGAUGGAGACGCCAUUCUCCGCGUUGAUGGGAGGAUUCGCGAAGCGAAUGUUGGCAAUGACACUCGACACCCAAUCAUUUUGCAUCCAAAAGACAAAUUUACGCGUCUCAUCAUGCACUAG